ACAGGGCAGCUGGCCCACUGAACACACAGCUCUGGAAACUAAGAGCUGGGUCCAGUAUUCGUGCCACUGACCCUGGUAGGUAGGCACUCCUCCCAGGAGCCAGGAACAUUGCCUUCCAGGGCUCUGUCCAGAGAGCGGAGAACAGAGGGUGCCAUGUCCUCUUCCUCACUUCCUGGAUGUCAGAUGGCAUCUGAGACCCGGCCUGAGUUCCUUAGUGUCUUGUGCUUAGAAACUUAAGCGACUGCUGUGGCCAGAAGACUGAACCCCUCUUGUGGUUCUUGGGACAUAAGGACCCCAUUCUCCCAAAGAACCUUAGAGGUGCUCUUCAUGGGCACUGUGACAGAGCCCAGGCUAGCCCCUGCGGAGUGCCCCACCCCCGCCCUGUGAUUACCUAACAAUUGUUCCCUGGCGUUGCUAUAGGUCAUAAGAACUGAGGAUGGGUUCUGUGAUGUACUGUGAUGUACGCGCUCUUGGGGAACUGCUUCAGAGUCCCCGGGUGGACAUAAACCUUCCCUAACACCAAUGAGUUCCCCCUCCCACACCCCUAAUCCAUCCCCAACCCAGUCCCCAUCCCAGUCUAGAUCUAACCACGCUGAUAAUCCAACCAACCAGCAGCCCCCGCCUAGCUCUGGAGGCUCAGCCCCCUCCCCUUCCCCCACCCGGGGGGCCUCCUCCCGCCCAACCUCUCACAACCCUACCCCGGCUGCCUCUCAGCCUUCCUCCCGAGCUUCCUCCCAGUCUCCCAGUCCCCAUGUCCAGCAUGUGCCCCGAGGGUCUACUCAGGUCCCUACCCCCCCAGCCUCCAAAUCUCCCUCCCAGACUGGGCUAAAAGCCCUCUCUCGAAACCCUUCCCUGACACCCCCGGUGACCCUUACCAGGUCCCCUUCCCAUAGCCCUGCCACCUCGGCCUCCUACAUCGGGCCCAUCCGUACCAUCCCUUCCUACAUCACCCCCUAUGUGCCGCGCUUCAUGAAAGAGCCCCCCUAUUUCCAGCCCCCUACAGCACCUCUUCCACAAAAUCGGUGCUUCCCCUGCCCCUUCCCGUGCCAGGCCCAACAAACCAGGCAGCCACCGCCGCCACCUCCUGACUCUCUCUACUUCCCCCUCCUGCCACCCCCUCCGCACAUCCCCCAGUUCCAGUGCUCCUUCCCCACACCCCCGGCCCUGUUCACACCCCCAUCCUCCCUCUCCUACACUCCACCGACGGAGGUCCUGCUGAAGGGAAAGCCACACGUGGUUCCCUCUGUGCUACCGGCCACCUUCUAUACCCCAUUCUCCCGCUUCUACUCCCAGCCCCGGCCCUACCGCUACCACAGGCGCUUAACACUACCCUCACUCUCCCUUCAAUACGAUGGUGCUGGACGCUCUGUCCACUUCUAUCGUGGGACCUAG
This is a messenger RNA of Mus pahari (shrew mouse), 1392 nucleotides long. RefSeq names its product extensin-like. Lineage: Eukaryota; Metazoa; Chordata; Mammalia; Rodentia; Muridae. The record is from RefSeq and is a predicted model, not a curated record. The transcript has a single exon. Bases 523 to 1392 code for a protein of 289 amino acids.